CGCUAGCCAGUUCCAGCGUCAGGCCUGGGUAUGCAUUUCAAGUGGCACGAGUAACAAAGAGAUACUUAUGAAACUAAUAAAACAAAUUGUGCCUGGAUAUGAAAAAGAUCCUUCAUUGGAAGAAAUGGACAACCGAAGUCUCCAACGUAUGCUUCGCCAGCACCUGCAAGACAAGUCAUAUUUCAUAGUUUUGGACAAUAUUCUGAAAGAAAUGGAAUUGAAAUCCAUCUUGAAAGCUCUUCCAUCUCGAGGCCUUAAUGAAAGCAGGUUGACGUUGCUGUUAACAUCGCGCUUUGUGAUUGGAACAACUAAUGUCAAUUAUACUCAUGAGAUGAAUGCUUUGGAUUCUUAUAAAAGCUGGCAAUUGUUUAUGAAAACAGUUGAUAAAUUUACAGGUGAAGAGAACAAAUUCACAAAGGAGUUGGAGAAGAAGGGCAAAGAGAUGCUGAAAAAAUGUUGGGGUUUGCCAAUGGCUAUAACAGAUGUUGCAAGGCAGAAAGCAAAACAAAGACUUUUGGGGAUUGAAUGGGAAAAACUUUUUGAUUCAAUUGAUUUGAGCGAACCAUUGAAGUUAUUGGAACCCAUGUAUCAUCAAUUGGAAGAACUUAUCAAGCCACAGUUUUUGCAUUUGUCCCUUUUUAAGGAAAAUGCAAUAAUGAGAGAAGAAAAGAUGGAACAGAUUUGGGCUGCAAAUGGAUUAGAUAUUGAAAGAGUUCCAGAGAGAUUGGGUUUAGCUGCAAAUCAAUUUGAUAUUGAAAAAGUUACAUGGGUUUUGGCUGGUGAAUCGAUUCUUGAAGUCGUGAAGCACAACUUUGGGAAAAGAAAGUAUCGCCUCAAUCCUCUAUUACACAUGAUAUCAAGAACAAAAGCAGAAGAGGAAAUAGGCUUUGAGAUCUUAAGGAGCAAUGGAAACAGUAGGCCCUCUCAGAAUGCCCGUCAUCGUGUUAUCCAUUAUGGCAGAGACAAGUUUAAUCCUUUCACAAAUGAAAAUAGCAAACAACUUAUUUCACUUGUCUUCCAUGGAGGUGGUGGCUACUUGGAAGACAAUAGCUUGUCUUAUUGGGAGAGUUGUGAAUUACUCAAAAUACUUGACAUGGAAGAUUUUGGGGUGAAGACUUUAUCCGAAACAAUCGGAGCAUUGAUUGAGUUAAGAUACUUGGGAUUGAGGAACAAUUACAUACAAGAGAUCCCACACUCGUUGGCAGAUCUGAAAAAGCUUGAGUUUCUUGAUAUAGCUCUCAACUUUAUGGUGGAGGUGUCGAAUAUUAUAUGGCAAAUGGGCAACCUUCGCAAUCUCCAUAUGUCUAAUGUGAUUUGCCGGAAGCCUUUAAAAGUAGAUGCGAUGCGGAAUCUGGAGACCCUAACAUACAUCUCGAUAUAUGAUUGGACAUAUAAGGUCUCGAGGUUGAAGACAAUGCAUAAAUUCCAAAAGUUGGGCGUUGAAGAAGUUGAUGAAAACUCGGAUGUAGGACAGCUCUUUGCAUCACUUGCAAUGGUUCCGAACUUUGAUAAUCUUGUCUUAAGAGGGUUUCGUUUUAGAAGCAUGCCGUGUUUGGAUGAAAUUGGUGUUAUAAUAGGACUCACUGUACUAAAACUAGAUGGGCGUAUAGGCAGGCUACCAAGUGCAGAUAAUCUACCUCAAAUGAUUACGUGCAUAACAUUGGUAAAUACUUGUCUGGAUGAAGACCCCAUGCCAAUAUUAGAGAAGCUCAGUUGGCUAUUCAACCUCAAACUGCAAAAUGCAUACACUGGUCAAGAAAUGGUGAUCCAACAAGGCGGAUUUCCCGUACUCGAAGUGCUUUGCAUCAAUGAAUUGUGGAAUCUUAGAAAGAUACAAAUUGAUGAUGAUGCAAUGUCGAGUGUCAUGGAACUAGAAAUCAAUAACUGUCCACACCUGAAGACCCUCCCAACAUGUAUUCGGAGGAUGUCUAAACUGCAAAAGUUUAAGAUGGUUACAACCAAACACAUUGCAACAAAGAUCAGAAAUUCAGGUUUGACCACCAAUAUAUUGGAGGAGGAUAUCCAUCCAUAAUUUGAAGUUGAUAUAUAUCUGAACGAUGCAAGUUAUAGACGGGCAGAGAGAUAGAGACUGAACUCACCGGCUUGGCCAUAUCUUCACCCCGAGGGCCAUCACCCAAGGUCUUACUGGAGGCAGGUGUUGAAGUUUGCCACGAACUUUGACUUUUUGUCAAAAAAAAUUUAUCCCGCAUCGAUGGGUAUUGGAACACUGGGGGGAGUGGCUGCCUAUAAAAGAAGGACUCCUCCCUCAUUUGUAAUACACCUCAAAUAUUGUAUUCCUUCUCAAUUUAAAUAUAAGCGGGCUCUUCUGCAGAGUGUGCUCGGAGACGUAGGCAAUUUGGUCGAA
This is a messenger RNA of Salvia hispanica, 2365 nucleotides long. RefSeq names its product putative disease resistance RPP8-like protein 4. Gene Ontology annotation, biological process: defense response to other organism. Gene Ontology annotation, molecular function: ADP binding; protein binding. The record is from RefSeq and is a predicted model, not a curated record. NCBI's taxonomy places the organism in Eukaryota, Viridiplantae, Streptophyta, Magnoliopsida, Lamiales, Lamiaceae.